UGCGCCUGCUUGAGAGUCGGCCAUCGUUCACGUACAGGCGUGCACUACAUUGCCGUGGACGAUAAUUCCAUUUCACGACUCCAGUGAUGACGGUCCAGUCGGCGCUUAGGCGGUUGCGCGUGUGGGUUUGGGGCGAGUACAAGGAGACAGAGACGGAGGAGCGACUGUUGAGGAAGAUCGACGUGGGGAUUCUGACGUUUGCGUGUAUUUCUUAUUUUGUGGCAAGGUUGGACAAUGUCAACCUGGCCAACGCGUACGUGUCUGGUAUGAAGGAGGACCUUAACAUGUCCGCCGCCGCCUACUCCGACCUCACGUCUAUCUACCAAGCUGGCUACUCUGUGGGGCAAGUCCCCUGCAACCUCGCCAUCCUCUACUUCCCGCCGCGCUACUACAUGUCCGCCCUCGUCUUCCUCCUCGCCGUGCUCUCCCUCAGCUGCGCGUUCGCGCAGAACGUGCAGACGGUCUCAGCGCUCAGGUUCCUCGUCGGCUUCUGCGAGUCGGGGAUGUUUUGUUCGGUGAAUUAUAUUCUGGGAAGCUGGUAUGGACCGAAUGAGCUAGCGCGUCGCGCAGCAAUAUAUACUGGAAGUGGCUACGUGGGGUCGAUUAUCAGUGGGGUCAUUCAAGACGGAAUCAACAAGAGCUUGAACGGCAAGCUCGGGCGUCCGGGAUGGCGAUGGCUCUUCAUCAUAGACGCCAUCCUCACCUUCCCGAUCGCCCUCCUCGGAGUACUGACCUUCCCCGACACCCCUACCAAGACCACCGCCUUCUACCUCUCCCCCGCCGAGCGCGCCCUCGCCCGCACGCGCCUGCCCCCGCGCGACCGCGUCGUCUGGUCCCGCGCAGCCAUCCUCGGCGUCUUCAAGUCGUGGCAGCUCUACGUCUUCACGAUCUUCUUCACGAACUUUGGCCUGAUGGAGACGUUUAACUUCAACUCGCUGGCGCCGAUUUGGUUCAAGAGUUAUCCGGAGGAGUUUAGUUUGUCGAACGCGAACCAGUACCCGAAUGGCGUGUACGCAGUUGCUAUUAUCGCUGUCGCCAUCAUGUCUGCUACCUCGGACAACACGCGCAACCGUUGGGCUCCGUCGGUUGUCAUUGCACUGGCGUGCAUUGUGUUCUCGGUUAUUUUCCUCAUUUACCCGGAGAACAACAAGGCGGCGUUGAUGGCGGCUAUCUACGUCCAUGGGAUCGUCUUCGCCGGGCAGUCCAUCGAUUACACGUGGGCGAAUGAGGCGACGAAGUUCAACCCUAUUUUGCGCACGGUGACUCUCGCAGUGAUGAACCUGUCCGCGUAUAUCUUCCUGAUCUGGUAUGGCAUCGUCGUAGUCAACUCAGCAUAUGCGCCGAAGUUCUACAAAUGCGCCGUCGGGACACUGGUCCUGUCCAUCAUCUCGUUCUUCUUUCUGCCUUUGAUUCUGUACCUGAUGAAGAGGGAUCCGAACCUGCAGGACGAGAGCCCUACCGAGUCCGACGAAGAGAAGGACAUAGAGAAGGACAGCAAGGAGGACGCGACUGUUACAGUUACACCUGUCAUAUGAAGACAUCUCAGAGUACUAGUAGUGUACAUCAGACUCUUUUUGGGUACAAUAUCACUGCCUGUAGCG
Schizophyllum commune H4-8 is the source of this 1601-nucleotide messenger RNA. RefSeq names its product MFS general substrate transporter. Gene Ontology annotation, molecular function: pantothenate transmembrane transporter activity. Bases 87 to 1535 code for a protein of 482 amino acids. NCBI's taxonomy places the organism in Eukaryota, Fungi, Basidiomycota, Agaricomycetes, Agaricales, Schizophyllaceae. Gene Ontology annotation, biological process: pantothenate import across plasma membrane. Gene Ontology annotation, cellular component: plasma membrane. The record is from RefSeq and is a predicted model, not a curated record. The transcript is spliced from 18 exons.